Aspergillus heteromorphus CBS 117.55 is the source of this 1314-nucleotide messenger RNA. RefSeq names its product SDR family NAD(P)-dependent oxidoreductase. Lineage: Eukaryota; Fungi; Ascomycota; Eurotiomycetes; Eurotiales; Aspergillaceae. Bases 432 to 1229 code for a protein of 265 amino acids. Gene Ontology annotation, molecular function: oxidoreductase activity. The record is from RefSeq and is a predicted model, not a curated record. The transcript has 2 exons.
CUCCCUUCAACUCUUCUCAUCUGAGUCUUCUAUGUCAAUUCAAAUUCUCCACUCUUUAUUGCUCUGAAGGUGUACCAGUACGUGUCAGAACUCAGAAGCCAUGGCCACUCGACGGAAAAGGUGUCCAGGCACCAAGAUCGGCGUGACAGCAGGCAACCACUCCAUCCCAAGAUUAAGCACCGAUUGACAGCUGCUUCCGCUCCUGCAGCCUUGGUCCCCAUUGGUGAACCCUGUGGUCCGAAUAUCCACCGUCCUGCACUAGUAGUCCCGCCAUCUACCAUGCUGACACUCUUAUUUUCCGGCUUAUUUCCUAUCCCCGAUGAUGACGUCGCCACAACCUAUACUAUCAUACCAUUUCAUUCCAUAUAUAUACCUCCUACUCGUGAGCCCAAAUCGACAGCCAGGAAACUCCAGCACAAUUCAUCAGCACCAUGGAAGCCUCCACACGCCAAUUCGCUCUCCCCCUCCAGGGCAAACUCGCGAUCAUCACCGGCGGAUCCCGCGGCAUCGGAGCCGGGCUCGCAUUGGAAUUAGCCCGACGCGGUGCGAAUAUCUGCAUCGUCUACGUUUCAGACGCCAGCAAGCAAUCCGUUAUCGACCUACAGACCAAUAUCCAGCAACUCCCUCAUAAGCCCACAACCUGGGCCUGUCAAGCCAAUCUCUCCUCCCCCACCGGCGCCCAAGAAGUGAUUACUCAACUCCGAUCCCAACUCCCCUCAGAUACCAGUCUCAAAAUCGACAUCCUAAUCAACAACGCCGCCGUCGAAACCGUCAACAGCAUGAAAGACGCGAGCGUCGACGAGUUCGACACGGUCUUUAACCUGAACGUCCGGGGGAGCAUGCUCAUGACCCAGGCCGUCAUCCCGUACCUCCCACCGAAGAGCCGGAUCAUCAAUGUGAGUUCUGUUGCGGCGAGAUUCGGCUUCAAGGGCGUUAGUUUAUAUACUGCAUCGAAGGCUGCGCUGGAGGGGUUCACGCGCGCCUGGGCGAGCGAGCUGGGGGAGAACGGGACGACGGUUAAUGCGGUGGCGCCGGGGCCGGUGCCGAGUGAUAUGUUGGAUAAUAUCCCCAAGAGCAUUGUGGAUAUGCAGAAGGCGACGACACCGAUUGAGCAACGACUAGGGACGACGGAGGAGAUUGCCAGUAUUGUGGCGUGGUUAGCCGGGCCGGAUGCCUCGUGGGUGACGGGACAGGUUAUCUCGGCCAGUGGGGGGUGGGUGAUGUAUUAACUGCGAUCUCUAUGGAUAUUCUGCGUCUAACCUAUCAUCAUUCCUGAUUCAUUCAUUGACGUCUCAGGUGAGCAAUGUACUUCAC